AUGUCUAGUAUUAUGCAAUUCAAUUAUAAACAACAUUGGCAAGAACGAGAUAUUAUUCUAGAAAGGCCAACGAGCGGAGAUACAUCAUUAGGAUUUACUAUUGCUGGUGGUAUUGAUAAACCUUUUCUUCAUCCUACGUUUACAUCUAUUAUUGUUAUAAAUAUAAGCAAAAAUAGUAUCGCACAUACAGAUGAAGGAUUAAAAUUAUAUGACAUAAUAUUGCGUGUCAAUAAUAUUGAUUUUACAAAUAUUAAGCAUCACGAAGCUAUUAAUGUCUUGAAAACAUCAGGACCAACAGUACGCUUGCUGAUACGUCGUCUCUCGCCAUCGAUUUGCGAAAAUAUUGAAAUAGAACAUAAUGGAAAAUUAGGCAUAUCCAUUACAGGUGGAAUUGGAAGCGAACAUUUUCAAAACGAUCAUGGGAUAUUUAUUACAAAUAUUAAAAAGCCUCAAGCUAAUCAAAAUUUACAUAAAGGUGAUCGAUUAUUAGAAAUUUCAUCAGAAGUAAGAUAA
Messenger RNA from Rotaria sp. Silwood1, 513 nucleotides. Lineage: Eukaryota; Metazoa; Rotifera; Eurotatoria; Philodinida; Philodinidae. The record is from the annotation of a GenBank genome assembly.